Messenger RNA from Miscanthus lutarioriparius, 552 nucleotides. NCBI's taxonomy places the organism in Eukaryota, Viridiplantae, Streptophyta, Magnoliopsida, Poales, Poaceae. The record is from the annotation of a GenBank genome assembly.
AUGGCGUUCGCCCUGGCGGGGGCCUUCAAGGGCCUCUCCCUGGCGCCCACCACCACCACCUUCCUGCGCGGCGACCGCGCCUCGCUCUCCGUCGGCGGCGCCGUGGGCGUGCCGGUGCCGGCGCGGCGGCUCACCAUCCAGAUGGCGCACAAGAAGGGGGCCGGGAGCACCAAGAACGGCCGCGACUCCAAGGGACAGCGCCUCGGGGUCAAGAUAUACGGCGACCAGGUCGCCAAGCCCGGGGCCAUCAUCAUCCGGCAGCGCGGCACAAGGGUCUAUCCUGGAAAUAACGUUGGAAUGGGCAAGGAUCAUACACUCUUCUCUUUGAUUGAUGGACUAGUCAAGUUUGAGAAGUAUGGUCCGGACAAGAAAAAGGUAAGUGUUUACCCAUAUGAGAAAGAGCCUGAAAACCCAAACAGUUACAGAGCAAGGAAGAGAGAGUACUUCCGCAUGCGGCGUGAACGGAAGAAGGCAAGAGCGGAGGGAGCCACUGAGCCUCAAUUGGUAAUAGCUGCCGUUGACGAAAACUCUGAGGCCAGUGCGGACUGCUGA